This is a messenger RNA of Aspergillus piperis CBS 112811, 695 nucleotides long. RefSeq names its product CENP-S family protein. Gene Ontology annotation, biological process: replication fork processing; resolution of meiotic recombination intermediates. NCBI's taxonomy places the organism in Eukaryota, Fungi, Ascomycota, Eurotiomycetes, Eurotiales, Aspergillaceae. Gene Ontology annotation, molecular function: chromatin binding; protein heterodimerization activity. The record is from RefSeq and is a predicted model, not a curated record. Bases 268 to 576 code for a protein of 102 amino acids. Gene Ontology annotation, cellular component: Fanconi anaemia nuclear complex; FANCM-MHF complex. The transcript is spliced from 4 exons.
AUGUGGAAAUGGGUCGUUCGGGUCUAGCGUCAUUCCGCGUUCGGAGUUAUGGAUUCUCCGGGAGGGGCUGAGAAGCCAAUCACAACUGAUCUCGAUUUGUAUGUACGCUCAACGCGUCUUCUGGGACACGAGCAUCGCGCGUCGAAGACUGCUGGAUCGAUCAACGAUAUAUCCCAUCCUGUCGCCACGGACACAAGCCUGUUUCGCAACAACUAUCAAUUUUGCCAUAGAUCAAGCAUCUUGCUUUUCCGAUAGCCUCGAUCGAGAAUGGAGCAGAACGAAGAAGUCAAUCUUGAAGAGCGCUUGAAAUCUGCUCUCUGGUUAUCGAUUGGAAAGAUCGUGGAUGAAGAGACCAUUAAGCUUGGUGUCAACGCCACCCCUCAGUUCAUCGGAGCUUUGACUGAAAUGGUCUGGGCCCAGAUUGAGACGGUCAGCCAGGAUCUGGAGUCAUUUGCUAAGCAUGCCGGGCGCUCAACAGUCAAUGUCGCAGAUGUGAUGCUACUUGCACGCCGUAACGAAGGACUGGAGUCUAUUCUACGAGCAUUUGUUGAGCAACAGCGUGAAGAAGAAGCUUAAUUGGUUGGGAUAAAUCCCCACGUCUGAGCUUUGCGCGGCUUCACGCAGCUUUGCGACUAAAGUGUGGCAGCGGGAGCAGAUAAGGCGGCUGCCCAUCGCUACCAUCCAAAAUUGCCGCU